CUAUUUUGAAAUAGUCCCUGUCAGUUGGUUGCUUAUUCAUUUCCCCACUGGAGAUGAAUUAGAGUUUCUGGCCUCUGUCCACCAGUGCGGGCUACUUGAAGCCCACUUGCGUCUAUUUCCUUGAAUCAUAAGGUGCAGCCUGGAACUAGCCCAGAGUGAUUUCUCUGCCUACAUGUUCUCUUUGCCCAGUCUUACUCAUUGUGAUCCUAAUCGUCUGUCUUGAAUGUGGCCUAGUCCUUCCUUCUGGACUCUUGUCAUUCUCCUAACAGGUCAGAGUGAGGUGGAGCAGAGGCCCUCAUGAGGGUAAGAGAGAGAUUCUCAGGCCUUCAUUCAUUACUUGUUACCUAGUAAAAACGGUCUUGAUCUUGUCAGUGUUAUGUGGACUACCUAUCCCUUACUCCUCUUAUUCCCUUAUUGCCACUCUGUCACAAGGAAGUGACACCAGCAGGUGCAGUGUGAUGCUAUGAUACUCCAGAGAUCAACUGCCUGUUGAUCUGUGUCUGAUACAAGAAGACAUCUCUGAAGACAUAAGAGAUUUUUGCAAAUGCCAUCAUCAUUGUCACUGGAAUCUGAGGUUUCUGUUGGUUUCAGAUCUACUAGUGAAACCAGGUGGCAGAAAUUCUACAAGGAAAUAGAUACCUAUGAGAGGUUAGGGGAUUGACAGUUAGGUGUUGGGGGUAGAGGAUGUUUAAUUACCCCUUAUGCUGGGCAGUCUUUUCUCUGUAAGUCACAGUCAACCCAAGACUUGCUGGGAAUUGGCACCUAUAUUUCUGUGGAGAGGCCCUGCUGUUCGGCCAGUCAGCCCACAGUAGCUGAGGAGUGGCUGCUGUUAGAAAUGCCUACAGAACUCAGUAGCUGGUGAGAGAAGGCGGGUCUACAGAAGAGGAGCCCAGGGACCCGGGAGGUAUAUUUUCCAAGGCUAGACUUGAAAUCAUGACCCUCCUGCCUCGGACUCCAGUUUCCAGGCAUUGCAGGCAUACACCGUGACACCCAGCUCUGGACUUUAAUUUUAAAAGCCGUUAUUUUGAAGCCUGCUUGGAGGUUAUGUCUGACAAGCUGGACCCCAAUUCCCCGGCUGAUGGAUCAGAGCCACUUUUUUCCUUUGGAGUUAUAGCGGAUAUUCAAUAUGCCGAUUUAGAAGAUGGAUACAAUUAUCAGAGAAGCAGGCGGAGGUACUACCGACACAGUCUUGUUCACUUACAGGGUGCCAUUGAAGACUGGAAUAGCGAAAGCAGCAUGCCCUGCUGUGUGCUGCAGCUCGGAGACAUCAUUGACGGCUACAAUGCACAGUAUAAAGUGUCAGAAAAGUCUCUAGAGCUUGUCAUGAACACGUUCCAAAUGCUUAAGGUCCCAGUUCACCACACCUGGGGAAACCAUGAAUUCUAUAACUUCAGUAGAGACUACCUAGCGAACUCUAAACUGAACAGCAAGUUUCUAGAAGACCGGAUCAUGCAGCACCCUGAGACCUCACCAUCAGAGGACUAUUACGCUUAUCACUUUGUGCCGUUCCCCAAAUUCCGGUUCAUUUUACUUGAUGCUUAUGAUCUGAGUGUCUUGGGCAUAGAUCAGUCUUCUCCAAAGUAUGAGCAGUGUCUGAAGAUGCUGAGGGAGCACAACCCAAAUGUGGAGUUGAAUAGUCCCCAAGGACUUUCUGAGCCCCAGUAUGUCCAGUUUAAUGGAGGAUUCAGUCAAGAACAGCUGAACUGGUUGAAUGAAGUUCUUAAAUUCUCUGACAUGAACCAGGAAAAGGUGGUGAUUGUGAGCCACCUUCCCAUUUACCCGGAGGCCUCGGACAGUGUGUGCCUGGCUUGGAACUACAUGGAUGCCCUGUCGAUCAUAUGGUCUCACAAGUGUGUGGUGUGCUUCCUUGCUGGCCACACACAUGACGGCGGCUACUCUGAGGAUUUGUUUGGUGUACACCACGUCAACCUUGAAGGAGUUAUUGAAACAGCUCCCGACAGCCAGGCCUUUGGCACAGUUCAUGUCUACCCUGACAAAAUGCUGCUGAAAGGGAGAGGCAGAGUUCCAGACAGAAUUAUGAACUACAAAAAGGAAUAAGCUUUGUGUUUUUAGUCUCAUUAUCUUGUCUGCCUUUGUAGAAAGAGAAUGAUGUUUUGUGUUUUACCCUGUUGCAUAAAAAGUUAAAUUCUCGGUC
Meriones unguiculatus (Mongolian gerbil) is the source of this 2155-nucleotide messenger RNA. It is a transcript of the gene Adprm, whose product is annotated as ADP-ribose/CDP-alcohol diphosphatase, manganese dependent. The record is from RefSeq and is a predicted model, not a curated record. The transcript has 5 exons. The coding region runs from base 1045 to 2058 and encodes 337 amino acids. Gene Ontology annotation, molecular function: ADP-ribose diphosphatase activity; manganese ion binding; CDP-glycerol diphosphatase activity. NCBI's taxonomy places the organism in Eukaryota, Metazoa, Chordata, Mammalia, Rodentia, Muridae.